Messenger RNA from Scatophagus argus, 1853 nucleotides. RefSeq names its product mitochondrial fission regulator 2 (gene mtfr2). Bases 290 to 1351 code for a protein of 353 amino acids. The record is from RefSeq and is a predicted model, not a curated record. The transcript is spliced from 8 exons. NCBI's taxonomy places the organism in Eukaryota, Metazoa, Chordata, Actinopteri, Scatophagidae. Gene Ontology annotation, cellular component: mitochondrion. Gene Ontology annotation, biological process: aerobic respiration; mitochondrial fission.
UGGUGUAGCUUUAUUUGACUUCAAAGGCUUGCUGCUGGAUGCGUGACCCCAGAGAGAAACUGUAAGCAAGUUCUCAUUAAUGUUUAUCUGCAGUUAUAAUUCAUGCUAUUAGUUAUUAAGAAGAUCUCGCACAAAUGUAGCCACCGAUACGCCUUUUGACCAGACAACGAGUCCACGGUGUAAAGUAUGUGACUUAGUGUGAUCCAUUCUUCAUUGGCCUCUUAUCAAGUCAGUCAGCAGAAAGUCGAGCUUUGCAGCUGCAUCAGCUGGUGCAUGAAAAGUCCUUCCAAUGUCUUUAGUAGAGGAUGUCCAGUAUGUGCUGCGCUUUGUCCUGGAGUACUUUGGAGUGUCACCAGACAUGUUGGUUCCAGUGUGGGACAGUCAGCUGUGCGGUCAGUAUCGCAGCAUUGUGCGCAUGAUUGGGACCAAUCUCCCACUGGCACCUAGACCACGCGUCCACUUCCAGGUCCCUCUGCUCAGCUGUGGUGAGCAGAGGAAUCAUGUCGACAUCCCUGCGGAUAAACCUGUCAUCCCCUCACUCGCUGAUGUCCUCUGGGUCUAUGAAGAUGAGGGGGACAACUUUGCCAGGACCAGGAACCAUUUGCUUCCAAAAAAGCAAAUAACUGCAAAUCAGGACAUGGUGAGAUACCCAGGACCGGCCCUGAAUCAAGCCCAGAGAGGAGGCACAUCUAUAAGGCGGACAGCUGAUCCAGACGCCCUGAAGAAGAUCACCGCGCUGGAGAGCGAGCUGCUCAAACUCCGAGCUCAGAUCGCCAUGAUUGUUACUGCUGCUCCAGGCUCAGGUCUGAUCGAGUCCCAGAAUGCACCAGGCACGCCUUUGUCUUCUCCUUCUCCUCCAGCUCUGACCUCCACACCUCGCUGUGCUGUUCCUCCUCCUCCACCACCACCACCACCACCCCUUCCCUGUCCUAACUCUUCCACCGAGUCUUUGUCUGUACGCGAGCUGAUCCGACAGCGCAGGACGGACGAGAAAGGCCCUGAUGGAAGGCGGCUGAAUCCCCAGGACUCAGAUCUCAGCAGGGGUUCGGAAGUUAAAGGGAUCCCAUCCAUGCUGCAUGUUCUCAAGGACUUAAGUCAAGUUAAAUUGCGCUCAGUGAAGAGAUCACCAGGGGGUACACCAGUCAGAAAGAGGCGCAGUAGGGGAGGUGCAGCAUCUGUUAAUGACCCAGCCGCUCUGAUUGCUGAAGCACUAAAGAGAAAAUUUGCCCACCAUCACCAUAACAAUUCCUCUGACAAAGAAAAUUCCCUAGAAUUGUCACCAUUUGGCAGUCCAGAACCACCCAAGGUUCCUCUCCAUACCAGACGCAGUCAUGGGCGCCGACAUCUCUGAGCCUGCUGAACAGAAACUUUUGACCCCAAACUGUCAAAAGUCAGACAUCCCUUUUACAAUCCCAAUCGCAGCUCCCGCUGGUGUGCCUCACAAAGUGAUUACUUACAGCAGCUACUAAUUUACAUUUCGUUUUUAUUUUCGUUUGUCUGUUCUUUUGUUCUUGUAAGAGUGUUUGUCUCACUUUCACUCACUCUCUUUGUGAUGAAUUUCUUUGUUGGGAAGUUUGAAUGUACGUUUGUUGCAGCGAUUGCUGUGAACGACGGUUUUGGUACAACUGUUUAGUAUUUGUACAGUGCAGAGUUGGACAUAAUGUGUAUAAGCAGGUAAGCACAGCAGCUUGUAGCUACUCGCCUCAGUGUCCCUGAAAGUCACUUUCGGAGGCCUUAAUUCUUACCUCAGUCAAGUGAAAUGAGUAAUGGCAGGUGAGGAGAUUCACUCACUAUUGUAAUCUAUGCAACUGCUGUUUCAAGUUGUUUUAUUUUAUUAAAGUGCACUGAUCAGU